AAUGCUGAGUCGAACUUACAAACGCUGCCUCACCCUUGAGAUGUGAGCAUGAUAAAAAAAGACUGAGAAGGGAUAGAUACAGAGCCAGAAGGAAGACGUAGAGAAACAGGUGUGGACGACAAAACAGGAAAUGAAAGCAGUGAGUGCAACAACUCUACGGUGCAGACUGCAUGCAGUUCUCUCAUUCGGUCCUUACUCACCGUUUCCCUGAUGGUGCUGCAGGGAAGGUGGCUGUCUUCUGUGGAGUCAGUUUGUUGGAAUGUGAAGAUUUUGGAAGGACAAGAAGCAAUGGCUGAAGUGGACCAAGAAGGUUUCCUCUGGAUUUGGAAUACGUCUCGGAAUGAAAGGGGAACACUUUGGAAUUCCACCGCUGCACCAGGAAUAAUAGUCCUGGAGUUUGCCUCAGGGGGUCAGCAGAGUGUGGGGUAUGAGUCAUGACGUCUGUGGUGCUUGUAGACAGCGGAGGAGCGGUGGUGGAGUAUGUCACAGCAGUGGACGACCAUUUAAUGGAGGAGGGUGUGUAUGAGGUUGAAGGCGAGAUGGAGAGAGAGGCGGAGUACCCUGCGGUGAUCGUGGAGCCGGUGCCCAGUGCGCGGUUGGAGCAGGGCUUCGCCGCUCAGCUGCUGGUGUACGAUGAUGAGACCUACCUGAUGCAGGGAGUAGCUGAGGAGCAGGAGGUGGAGACUGAAGUGUUGGAGACAGUGGAAGCAUCAGUUCAUGGCUCUGUACAAUGCUCUGACAAAACCAUUGAGGCCGCUGAAGCUCUUCUACACAUGGACUCUCCCUCCAGCUUGCGAGGGGACCGGAGCCCAGAGGUUUUUGUGCCUCCGUGUGUCAACACUUCGGAGUUCCUGCAUGCUGCCAUGCGUCCUGACGUGCUGACCGAGACCGUGGUGGAGGUCAGCACAGAGGACUCGGAGCCCAUGGAGGUGGUUACUGUUCUCCAGGAGCCUGAGAUGCUGGAGACAGAACACAACAAAAGAAGGAAAUGUGAGAACAUGAACACUGGCAAAGCUGGGCGUAAACCCAAACCCCAUCACAUUUCAAACGGAUCUCCAGACCUGGGCAUCAAGAAGAAAUCUAGAGAAGGCAAAGGAAGCACAUACCUGUGGGAGUUCCUGUUGGACCUGCUGCAGGAUAAGAACACCUGUCCCAGAUACAUUAAGUGGACACAGAGGGAGAAGGGCAUCUUCAAACUGGUGGACUCCAAAGCUGUGUCAAAGCUCUGGGGCAAACACAAGAACAAACCAGACAUGAACUAUGAAACCAUGGGCAGAGCUCUCAGGUAUUAUUAUCAGAGAGGCAUCUUGGCUAAAGUAGAGGGUCAGAGGUUGGUGUACCAGUUUAAGGAAAUGCCUAAAGACAUUGUCGUCAUCGAUGACGAUAAGUGCGACCCUGGUGGUGAUGUAAUUGGAGAGAAGACCUACGAUCGUGUUCCUCCCUCAUCUGACACUCUUUUGGCAACUGACCUCUCCAAAACCCCUGCUAUCUUGAGAGGGGGCGGUAGGACUUUGGUCCAUCCGGGUUCCCCAAAAGCUAAAGCUGCGCUCACUGCAACUCCUGUUCAGCGCAUUGUAACGGUCUCUGCGUCAACUGAUCCAUCACAGCAGUCUCAUGCCACCAUUAUCCCCAAUGCACCCAGGACUGUGCGGGUUGCUAUGCAAGUGCCGGUCGUAAUGACAAACUCCUUGGGACAGAAGAUCUCCACGGUGGCCGUGCAGUCAGCGAACUCUUCUCUCUUCACUACAGCGCCCACCAACACCGGCUCAGCAACCGGUACAAACGCACCCAAAGUCCUAAUCCAGACCAUGCCAACGAUGGUUCCUGCCACAGCUGAGAAUGGUGACAAGAUCACGGUCCAGCUCGCCAAGAUAAUCACCAUCCCCGCAAGCCAGCUCACGCAGUGCCAGCUACAGGGCAAACCGGGCACCCCAACGGGCAUCAAUCUGAUGGGUGCCCCCCUCGCUGUCCGAGCCCUUGCACCCAUGUCUGUGGCGCCGGGGGCGCAGGUGGUCCGAUUGGCAGUUCCAGCCCAGCACAGUCCAGCCCGGGCGAAGACACAGGUCCCUGUUUCAAUCCAGACACAAACUCAAGUCCCAAUCUCCGUUCAGACGGCAUCUACUCCGGCGUCAGUUCCAGUUCAGAUCCAGAUUCAACAGAGCCAGCUUUCUCCAAAAGCGAAAAGCGCAGUAUCGAAACCGGAUAGCACUUUGGCAGAACAGCCAGAGCUGAACAAUCCCACGCAGCAAGCAGCAGCAGUGGGGAUUGAGGAAAGUUCAAAUGCACGGUCUGAAGCAGAGAGCUGAAGAGUGAUGCCUUCUGUCAGGAAUGAACAAUAAUAAAUUAACUUGUAUUCCUCAGAUACCAUUCAAUCACAUACUGGGAGUACAAACUGCAGAUUUAUUGAAUUGUACAGUUUCAGAGUUAAAUUGCGUUUCUUUUUAUAUGAAAAAAAAAAAAAAAAAAAAACAGGAAAAGACCACAAGUGUCUCAUCGUGUGGAUUAAAUCUUGAUGUCCAUCAUUUCAAUUAUGAGUUGUUAAAGGGACCAAUGUAAAGGACACUACAUUUCUUUUUUUUAAUCUAACUUUGACACUAAUGACAGCUAAGCAGAACACUAAGGGGUGAGAAGCUGAAGUAUGUGUACCUUUGAGGGAGGAUAAAUUCAACUUUUUAUAACUUGUAUAAAGUUUUUUUUCUUUUUUCUGUAACAUUUAAAUUGCAAGGCAAAACCAGCAGUUUCUUUUGACGAUCACUGUGAGCGCACACUGCUGAAUCGAAUCUCCCACUUCGAGUAAGGGAAGAAAUGGACUUUGUAUAUAUGAAAUAUACAGUUUACUGAAUUUAUAAACAAUGCAGCCUUAGAACAGUUUUGUUUUUGUCGUUAUUCUGAUAAGUCAAACUUUUGUGUUAUGCUCAUGUUUUGUUCAAUGUGGUUUUUUUUUUGGUUUGUUUCCCUCACACAUUGUACCAAGCACAGUAUUAUUGGCAAACAAACUGCAAAGCAUUUUUGCAUUCUCAUUUCAAUCAUACAGGUAAAAAAAAAUACCAUACUGAUUAGGUGUAAGUACAUCUGGAUCCAAAUUCUGGAAUGAUGCCAAUUCCUUUUUUUUUUUUUAAAAGGUCAAUCAUCAGCAUGCAUCCUCACUUCAAGCACAUUUGUUGCGCAUUUUUCCUUUGUUUUUAUUAGUCCUUAAAGAGGGAGAACAAGAUGUUUGUGUUCAGAAUAAUCUAGUUUGUAUAUUCAACAUUUGAAGCAUAUUCUAUUUUGUUGUACUCUUGUUUCAAAGUGUACUCGAGUAGAUUUUACUCCAAUACAAAAAGUAUUCCUGAA
Molecule: messenger RNA, 3333 nt
Organism: Carassius auratus (goldfish)
Lineage: Eukaryota; Metazoa; Chordata; Actinopteri; Cypriniformes; Cyprinidae
Product: ETS-related transcription factor Elf-2-like
Exons: 9
Coding region: 435-2306 (623 amino acids)
Biological process (GO): cell differentiation; regulation of transcription by RNA polymerase II
Cellular component (GO): nucleus
Molecular function (GO): sequence-specific DNA binding; DNA-binding transcription factor activity, RNA polymerase II-specific
Source: RefSeq, a predicted model, not a curated record